Etheostoma spectabile (orangethroat darter) is the source of this 1210-nucleotide messenger RNA. Its product is annotated as major histocompatibility complex class I-related gene protein. Bases 161 to 1195 code for a protein of 344 amino acids. The transcript is spliced from 5 exons. Gene Ontology annotation, cellular component: external side of plasma membrane. Gene Ontology annotation, biological process: immune response. NCBI's taxonomy places the organism in Eukaryota, Metazoa, Chordata, Actinopteri, Perciformes, Percidae. The record is from RefSeq and is a predicted model, not a curated record.
UUCAAACAAGUACUGGGUUCAAGGUUCAGAGGUCUGCUGAUUAACAGGCUACACUCAUCGGAACUCACCAGAACAGAGACACUCCUUCCUGGGAGGAGAACCAACGCAGAAGACACCGCCGAACCGUCUCGGUCCUCGGACAUGUCUUUAUCAGAACAGGAUGGAAAAGUUUCUGUUGUUGCUUCUCUUCUGUCACGUCUCAUCUCCAGUGAAACACUCACUGAAGUUUUUCUUCACUGGAUCUUCUGGAGUCCCAAACCUCCCAGAGUUUAUGGUUACUGCAGUGGUGGAUGAUCUUCUGGUGGGUUACUGCGACACCAACAAAAAGAUAGCAGAACCCAAACAGGACUGGAUGAAAACAUUUUUAGAAAACAAUCCUCAGCUUUGGAAAUUGUACACAGCACAGUGUUUUGAGCAUCAGCCUAACUUUUUCAGUGUCUGGAUCAAUCGCAUGAAGCAGAGCUUCAACCAAACUGGAGGUGUCCAUAUUUUCCAGAGCAUGGCUGGCUGUGAGUGGGACGAUGAGACUGGAGAGGUCAAUGGUUUUAAUCAGUAUGGUUAUAAUGGAGAAGACUUCCUAGCAUUCGACCUGAAGACGUCAACAUGGAUCGCUCCGAAACCACAGGCUGUCAUCAUCAAACAAAGAUGGGAUGCUGACACAUCUAGACUAAGACGCAUUGAGACUUUCCUCACUGAGAUUUACCCUGGAUGGCUGAAGGUGUUUUUGGACUACGGCAAGAGCUCUCUGCUGAGAAAAGAGGUUCCCUCAGUGUCCCUCCUCCAGAAGUCUCCGUCCUCUCCAGUCAGCUGCCACGCUACAGGUUUCUACCCUGACAGAGCCAUGAUGUUCUGGAGGAAAGAUGGAGAGGAGCUUCAUGAGGACGUGGACCUCGGAGAGAUCCUCCCCAACCACGAUGGAUCCUUCCAGAUGAGUGUAGACCUGGACCUUUCAUCAGUCCCAGCUGAAGACUGGAGGAGGUACGACUGUGUGUUUCAUCUCUCUGGUGUGGAGGACGACAUCGUCACCAAACUGGACAAAGCAGAGAUCAGGACCAACAGAGAGAAACCAGCUGCUAGAACACCAGCACCAGCUCCAGCAUGUCAACGGGUUUCCUCACGUUCAUUUUUCAAAUAUUACAACACAAUCUUUUCUUACAAAAAGCCUGCACUCUGUCAAAGUCCAUUUCAAAAAUAAAAUUAAACUAUGACA